AAUUCACCACUUCACUGAUCAACCUUAAAGAAAGAGCUCGCUUCAAACGGGUUUGCAUUAUGAAUAUCUCUACAUCUUAGACAAAGUUUGUUUAGGCUGAAGGCUGAGGAGAGGACUUUGUGAAGAUGUCUGAGCAGGCAGAUGACUAUGAGCAUGGAAGGAUCAGAGAGCUGCAGGAGCAGCGUAUGGCUGUGCAGAAGAAGACUUACACCAAGUGGAUGAACAGUGUUUUCUCUAAGAACGGGGAAAAGGUCGUCCUGAAUGAUGUGUACACUGAGCUGAAGACGGGAAUACACCUGGUGCGACUCUUGGAGCUCAUCUCAAGGGAGAAGCUGCCCACUCCCAGUCGACGCACCCUUAGAGUGCACUGCUUGGAGAACAAUAGCAUCGCCAUCACCUUUCUCAAAACCAAGAUUCGAGUAGAUCUGAUUGGCCCUGAAAACAUAGUGGAUGGAGACAGAACCCUAAUCCUCGGUCUCAUCUGGAUCAUCAUUCUCCGCUUUCAGAUCGGGGCAAUUAAUCUCGAUGAGGACAGUGGUGAUUCCAGCUUAGCACGGCGUUCGGCCAAAGAGGCUCUUCUGAUCUGGUGUCAAAGGAAGACUGCUGGCUAUGCCAACGUGAAUGUUCAGGACUUCUCUGGCAGCUGGAGGGAUGGGCUGGCUUUCAAUGCUCUUAUCCAUGCUCAUCGGCCAGACCUAUUUAGCUACAGCCGACUCCAUCCAGAUGAGGCAAGAAGGAACUUGGGUCAUGCUUUCAGCCUGGCCGAGAGUGAAUUUGGCAUUAUGCAGCUGCUGGAUGUGGAAGAUAUAGUAGUGCCUCAUCCUGAUGAGAAGUCCAUCAUGACUUAUGUCUCACUUUACUACCACUACUUCUCCAAAAUGAAGCAAGGGCAGACCAUACAGAAGAGGAUAGCCAAGAUUGUGGACCUUCUGAAAGAGCUGGAUGACAUGAAAGGCCAAUAUGAGGACAUGGUCUCUAACCUACUUCUUUGGAUCAAAACUAAAGUGGUCGAGCUGGAUGACCGCUCCUUCCCCAACUCUCUGCUGGGUAUGAAGCGGCUGGUGGCUGACUUCAAGACUUACCGCACCGUGGAAAAGCCUCCCAAGUAUCAGGAGCGAGGUGCCAUUGAGGCCCAUCUCUUCAGCCUCCGCACAAAGCUGCGGGCCAACAACCAGAGGGCCUACAUCCCUCCAGAAGGCAAGACUGCAGGAGACAUUGAGAGGAACUGGACCCUGCUGGAGAGGGCAGAGCAUGAGCGGGAGAGAAAUCUGCAGAAUGCCCUCUUGAGGCUGGAGCAACUCGAACAGCUUGCACAGAAAUUUGGCCGCAAGGCAGCACUGAGGGAGAGCUACCUGCAGGACACGCUGCAGCUGAUCCAGAAGGAGGACCUGAGAGGGCUGGAGAGUCUGGAGGAUGCCCAGGCUACAGCUAAAAGACUGGAGGCCCUAAGCACAGAUGUGCUGGCUAGUGAGCCCCGUUUUCAGGCCCUCACUGACAUGGCGUCUGUCAUUGAGAGGGAGGACUACCAUAGCAAAGAACAGCUCAUCAGCAGGCAAAAGAAAAUCACCAACAAAUGGCAAGUAUUGCUCCAGCAGCUGCAACAACACAGAGAUUCCAUUGGAGAUGUUGUGAACACGCUAGCUGUCCUUAAGGAUAUCGAAUUAGUCUCCCUGGACCUCAAGGAGCUUCAGGUCCAAGCAGAAUCCUCUGAUUUGGGGAAACAGUUGCCAGAGGUGGUGGAUUUACUGCAAAAGCAGGACCUGUUGGACACUCAGAUCUUCUCUCUUGGAGAAACACUGAGUUCCAUCAGCAGCAGUGCCUUAAGGGGGAAACAUAGGGAUAUGUCACAAGUUCAGAGCAGAGUGAAAGAACUCAAUGUCCAGUACAACUCCCUUCUGGCUCUCAGCAAGAACAGGAGGAAAGCACUGGAAGGACAGCUGAAGCUAUUUGAGUUCUUCCAUGACUGUGAGGAAGUGGAGGCAUGGAUCUAUGAGAAGUGGCUUCUGGUGCAAGCAGCAUCUUUGGGCAGAGACCUCAGUCAGACUCAGCAAGCCAUUCAAAACCAUAAGACUUUGGAAGCAGAAGUGCAGUCACAGGAGUCUCUGUGCUCAGGAGUAGUUUCCAGGGGUCAGGAGCUGUGCAGGGGUAGACACCCCAAUGAAAGGGACAUUCAGAAAUGGAUACGUACCUUGCAGAAACAGUGGCAGCAGCUCAGAGAUCAAGUCACCAACCGCAAGAACAGACUUCAUGCAGCCAAUGUCAUCAAACAGUAUUUUGCAGAUGCAACAGAAGCUAAGUCAUGGCUUAAUGACCGCAAACCCCUCAUCAUUGAUGAGGAUUAUGGGAAGGAUGAGUUGAGCACUAGUGCCCUGCUCCAGCGCCACCAGAGACUUGAGAAGGAAAUGGAGGCGUAUGCUUCGGAGGUGAAAAGGCUUGGGGUGCAGGCUAAAAGUGCUGUCCAACUUGCUCCACUAACUACAGAACCUCAGCAGAGCAAAAUGGUCCACUACAGUGAUUCAUCAGGAGAUGAAGGAAAGACAGUAAAGGAAAAAGAAACAAUAUUGAUGAAAAGCAGAAGAAACAUCAAGGCAGAGGAAAAUUCACCAGCUCCUGAACAGCAGAUACAGCAGUUUAACGCCAAAAUGAGGUUCAAAUACAGAGGUGUCAAGUUUACCUGGGAUCGUGGGGAAAUGGUGACAAUCCUCCGUAGAGAGAAAGAUGAUAAAAUGCUUGUGCGAGAUUGUAAAGGAAAUGAGCAACUAGUGCCUUCUACAUACAUUACAGAGCUGCCAUCAACUGAAGCACCACCUGUGCCUACUAAUGGGGUUCCAGAGAGCCAGACAUGGAAAGUGAGUCGUCCUCGCCGCACCCGCUCUAUGCGCCGGGGCACUGCCGAAAUCUCUUCUGCUUCAAUUCCUGAUCCACACUUCCAGAAAGACACCAUAGAAAGUACCCAGAGCAGUUUAGAAAAAGACUUUGAUAAUCUUUAUCAUCUAGCACAGUCAAAAAGAAAGAUCUUGGAUGAAACUGCUCAACUCCAUCAGUUCUACAAUGCCUGUGAAGAGUUUGAAUCCUGGAUGGAGGACAAGGAGAAUAUCCUCCGAACUUUCAGCUCCAACGCUGACAACCUUGAGGUUGUGCAGGCAAAGUAUGAGAAUUUCCUUACAGAGCUGGCCAGUGGGAAGCGUCAGUUUGAUGACAUCACCAAACUGGGUGAAGAACUUGUGAAAAAGCAGCACAGCAAAAAGAGAGAAAUUAAGUCCAGACAAGCCCAGGUCGCUCACAGGUGGGAGAACAUUCAGGCCCUGAAAGAUGAGAAGGCUCAUGAACUCCUCAGCUCAGCUGAUAUCAAGUCAUUCUUGCACACCUGUGAGGAUGUCAAAGUUCAGCUCCUGGACAAGCUCGACCAACUGGAUACUCCUGAUGUGGGCAGUUCCCCUUCGGCCCUGCAAACUGAGGAACGCAACCAAGUCCAGUCUGAAAGAGAGAUAGAAGCCCUGGAGAGAAAGAUAGAAUAUCUUAAGAGUGUGGCCAAGAUGAAACGGGACUGCAGUCCUGCAGAGAGUGCUGCCAUCAUGGAGGAGGUCCAUGCUUUGGAGGAUCUGCUGCGGCAUGUCAAGGCCCAAGCUACUAAAAGACAAAGCAUGCUUGAUAAGGCUCAACGCCUGCAGCAUUUCCAGAAGGAGUCCAAGGACCUACUGCUGUGGGCAGAGGCAAUGGAGGAUCGCCUGGUGGAAGAAGAGAAUAUCUCUGAUGUAGCCUCUGCUCAAGCCCUGUUGAAGGAGAAUCAGGAAGUGAGGCUAGAGAUCGAGCAACAGCGAGCAAGGUUGAGAACCAUGGAGAAGCUGGGCGAGUCUUUGGAAGCAUCGUCUGGGGACAAAGUCAUUAAAGAUGUCCAGCAAACACUGGCAAAGUUAAACCAAGAAUGGAGCAAGCUGGACAAACUGUGGUCCAGUCGAAACAGGAGGCUGCAACAAGGACUUGAACUCCAGAAACUGAACAUGGAAGCAGAUCGAAUAGAUGCAACAAUAUCCAGUCAUGAAGCCAGACUAAAAAUCAAAGACCUUGGGGACUCUGUGGACAGCGUUCGCAGUUUGCUUAGCCGACAAGAGGAACUGGAAGGUUUGCUUGGAGCUCUUGACCAGCAGAUCAGCACCUUUCAAAACAGGAGCCAAGAGCUCAUUGACAAACGUCACUUUGCAUCCCAACAGAUUCAGCAGCGAUCUCGGGCCAUUGAAGAACGAAACAGGAAGCUCAAAGAAAAUUGUAAACAGAGAAGACUGGAGCUGCUUGCCUCCACAAAAUACCAGGAGUUUUACAGAAAUGCAGAGGAGCUGCUUCUUUGGAUGGAGGAGAAAUUUAAAAUUGCUGAGGAUGAGUCAUACAGAGACCCUACCAACAUCCUCCGCAAACUUAAAAAGCAUGAGGCAGCUGAGAAAGAAAUGCAAGCCAAUCAAGUUCGUCUGGACAGACUGAUCGAGGCAGGAGAAGAGAUGGCAGCUGAGCAUCACUGCAACAGUCAGAGUAUUCAGAGGAAAUCUCGUCUGGUACGCAAUCGGUGGAGCGAGCUCCAGAGGAAGAUGGCAGAAAGAGGAGACAAACUGAGACAGGCUGGCCAACAGGAACAACUAAUGGAGCUACUUCAGGAUGCCAAAGUGAAAAUUGAGGAAAUUCAGCGGAUGCUGCAGUAUGCACCAAGAGGCAAUGACCUACGCUCAAGUCGACAGCUCCUCAAGGAACACAAGCAACUGGAGCAGGAAGCUCAGGAAUUGGCAGACAAAAUCAACUCCAUUGUCACCCGUGCCAAACACCUGGCCACAAACCACUUUGACUCACAGAGAAUCCUCCACGAGACAGACACCUACCUGAAACUGUUUAAGUCUCUACAGAAGCCUCUGGAUCAUCGCAGAAGCCAGCUGGAAGUAGAUGUGGCCCUCUAUAGCUUUUACCAUGAUGUAGACUUGGAGCUUACAUGGAUAUCUGAACAUUACCCUUUAGCAGAUACCAGUAGCUAUGGCAAAUCCCUUUCUGGAGCCAUCAACCUCCUACAGAAACACAAGGAGCUGCAAGCAGAAGUGAAUGCCCAUAGCCAAUAUCUUCAGCGUGUGCUAGACAGAGGGCAGGCCAUGGCCAGGUCCAGCCAAUGGGAUGGCCAGGAGGUGCGGCAGAGGUGUGACCACUUAUCUGCAGAGUGGGAGGAGCUAGAGGAUGCCUGUGAAAAACGUUCAGCCCAUCUCAACAAAGCAGUCGUGCGGGAACAGAUCUUGCUUGACUGCGCAGAGUUGGAAAACCGCCUAUCUGAAACAUCAGCCUUGGUCAGUUCUGACUAUGGAAAAAAUGAAUUGGUCACACAGAGUCUUAUGAAGCAGCACCAGGGUGUAGAGGGUCAGAUUGAGGUGCUAGCUGCCCAGGUGGAUGAACUCAAGUCCAUUGUAGACCAGGCUGUGCGUGCUUGGGGCUUAGAGGAAGUGAAGAGAAACUAUAGCCACAUUAGAUCUCAGCUAAGUGAAUUACAGCACUCAGCUACAGUGAGAGACCAAAGGCUCCAGGAGACCCUCUAUUUGCAUGAAUAUAAACGUGAGUCCUCAGACCUGGAAGAGUGGAUAGCUCAGCAGCAUCUGAUUGCCUCCUCUGACGACUAUGGCUCCGACUAUGAGAAUGUACUGCAACUACAGGCGAGGUUUGAGGUGUUCCUGAAGCAGUUAGAUGUGGGCUGGGAUACAAUGCACAUAUGCAAAGAACUUGCUCACAGUCUCAUCAGAAACAACCAUCCUGAGAGGAACUUCAUCGAGGAGACGCAGGAGCUACUUAGUGAAUCAUGGGAUGAGCUGCAGAAUUUGGCCAAAGAUCGUAAGGAGAACUUGCACAAAUCUGAGGAAUGUCACAAAGUCUACAAAGACUUGACUGAUGCUCUGGGACACAUAGAGGAUAGGUACAAAAGCAUUCCUGAUGAUGUCGCCAAAGACAUUCAAGGUGUGGUGUUGCAGCUAAGGAAGCAUGAUGCUUUGGUGCAUGAGCUAGCUGGAAAUGAGCAGCAGCUGCAGGAGCUCUUGGAUGCUGCAGACUCCAUUCUAGAUUUAUGCUCCCCACAACUGAAAGGUAAGAUGCAGGAACAGCAGCAGGAGGUGGUUGAGAGCUGGGAGAGACUCCGGAUGCAAAUGGAGAAGAGGGAGGAGGAGUUGCGACUUUCCAAACAGCGUUACCUCUUCCUCAAUACAGUGCAGGACUAUUCUCUGUGGUGUGCUCAAGUACUGAGUGGAAUGAAGGCAGAGGAGUCCAUUCGUGAUGUGGCCACAUGUGACCUGCAGCUUUUCCAGCAUCAACAACUGUGGGCUGAGAUUGUAGCCCGUGAAGAGACUUAUGCCCAUGCUGAAGCUAUGGGCCAACACCUACAGGAGCAGGACAGUUAUAAUGCUAGGGAGGUUCAAGAAAAACUGAGAGCUUUGCAAGAUGGGAGAGAAAGACUGACAGAUAAUUGGGAAUCGAAGCAGAAAUGGCUAGAGAACACCUAUCAGGAGCAGGUGUUCUACAGAGACAUUGAUCACAUGGAAAAGAUCACCAACUCCCAAGAGGUUCACUUGAAAAACAGUGAUUUGGGAGCAACAGUGGAUGAGACAGACACUCUAAUCAAACGUCAUGAAGCCUUUGAAAAACUGCUUGCUAGUCAGGAAGAUAAGAUGGUUGCUCUUCAGGAGUCAGCUGACAGUUUGAGGAAAGGGGAGGUGACAAGAGAGAAAGCCAACCACAUUAAGAACAAAUUCAAAUCUCUCAGAGACAGGAGGGAGCGCGUCAAAGAUCUGUCAACAAAACGCAAGGAGGAGCUUGAGACUUCACGGCUUCUUUGUAUCUUCAACAGGAAUGCAUCUGAGGCUGAGGAAUGGAUAUCAGAACGCAUGCAGAAGCUGCAAGAGGAUUCCAAGAUGGACCUGAGCAACCUACAUACCAAAAUGAAGCUACUGCAGAAGCAUCAGGUUUUCGAGGCAGAGAUUCUGGCCCAUGGCAAGAUCAUUGAAUCUGUUCAGCAGACAGGAGAUGAACUGGUUUCCCUUCGUCAUCCCAAGUCCAGGGAGGUGCGACAGAGUGUCUCUGCUCUGAUCUCUCACUGGGAGGCUCUAAAACAAGCCGUUUCUGCCCGAGGGAAAGUUUUGGAAGACAACCGUGACUUUCUAGAGUUCCUUCAAAAAGUAGAGCAGGUUGAAGUUUGGAUCCGACAGAAGGAGGUAAUGAUAAAUGUGGGGGAUCUUGGUGAGGACUAUGAACAUGGUCUGCAAAUACUGAAAAAGCUGAGUGAGUUCAGAAGCUCCAGCCUUGGGAUUGUGAUUGUAGAUGAUGCCCAUAUCAAGGCCAUUAACAGCCUGGCUGCUCGCCUAGAGAGGCAGAACAACGAUGAACUGGCCACUGUGAAGAAGCGCAGGCAGCAGCUCAAUGAGAGGUGGAAUAAUUUCCAUGGGAACCUGAGCAGCUAUAAGAAGAAACUAAAAGCAGCACUGGAGGUCCACUCAUUGAUCCGUGACCUUGAGGAAGUCAGAGAAAGGGCAAGUGAAAAGAUGCUGUUGCUUCAAGGUCAAGGCUGUGGAGAGGAUGUGGAGAGUGUGGAGAACCUCAUGCGCAGACAUGAGGAGAUGGAACGGGAAGCCAGAGUUAUCCAGGAAAGAGGCGAUGUUCUAGAGAGAGCGACCAAAGAUCGACUAAGGACUCUUUCUGACCUUUCUGACAAGCUCAGCAAGAAACAGAGAGAUGUUAAUACCACUUUAAUGAAGCUGGACAAGGAAGUAAAAUUAAGAAAGGAGCAUUUACAGGAGUCUCACCAGUUCCAGCUGUUUAAGGCUAAUCAGCGUCUGCUGUUGGACUGGACACUGAAGCAGACUGCUGAAAUGGGGAAGAAGGGGCUGCCCAAGAGUAAAGCUGAAGCAGAGAGCUUUAUAGUGGAGCAUCAAGAUUGGAAGACAGAGAUAGAUGCACGCGGUGAGCGGAUCGAUUCGGUGAAUCAUUUUGGGCAGAAUCUAGUGAAGUCUGGCCAUAGUGAUACAGCAGAAAUAAAAAAAGCCUUAAACAAACUUGAAGAUGCUAAAGAUGGGCUCAUUCAAGCAUGGAAAGAAAGAAAGACCAUACUGAACCAGGCACUGGACCUGCAGAUAUUCCUUGGCCAUGUGGAACAAAGUGAGAUUUUAUUGAGCAAUAUGGAAGCUUUUCUGGCCAACAAAGAUCUUGGGGACUCCCUAUCAGAGGUGGAGGCUCUUCAGAGGAAGCAUGCUCUUUUUGAGAACUCUAUAGAAGCUCAGCUAGAGCAGGUGGAGGAGGUGGAGAGAUAUGCUCAGCAGCUGACACAGAAAAAACAUUAUGACUCAGACAACAUCAGAAGAAAGGACAAGGCUGUUCAGCUCAGAAAGGGAAAAUUGGUGGAGAUGAGCAAAGCACGACAAAAAGCUUUGGAGGAAUCGUUCCAGCUACAAAAAUUCUUAGAAGCUAGUUAUGAGGUAUGUUCAUGGUUGAAUGAGAAGAAAUCAGUGGCUCAAGAUGAAAACUGGAGAGACCCCAUCAAUUUACAGGCCAAGCUACUGAAACACCAAAGCUUUGAGGCUGAAGUUCUGGCCAACUGCAACUCUGUGGAAGCCCUCACUAAGGAAGGUGAGAUGAUGUUAGCUGCUGGUCACCCAGCCAAGGGCAAGAUUAAACCCAAAAUGAAAGAUCUCACUGAUGGCUGGGAACAACUUUUACUCAACUGCAAGGAGAAGAAGACACGUUUACAAGAAGCAUAUCAGGCUUUGCAAUUCCAGCGCUCUCUGGAUGAUGUUGCAGAGUGGCUGGAUUCCGUGGAAGUUGAAAUGAGCAAAGAAGAUUGUGGGGAGGACCUGGCCUCAGUCAGCAGACUGCUGAAGGCUCUACAGGAGUUGGAGGAAGUGGUGGAUGGACAUCUGGAGAAGGUUCAGGGUCUAGUUGACACAGCCAAAGACUUUAGCUCCCAAGGCAACUUCCUGGCUGGGGAGAUCCAACAACGGGUUUGGCACACAGUCAAUAGGUACAAUGGUCUGGCCGAGCCACUCCAGACUCGUAGAGAGACAUUGGAGUCAUGGCAGCUGCUGUACCAGUUCUACAGAGACAUAGAGGAUGAACUGGCAUGGAUUCAGGACAAGCUACAGGCCACAGGAUCAAAAGACUUGGGCACUUCCCUGCAGAGCACACAAGCCAUGCUCAAAAAGCACCAGGUGAUAAUGCAAGAAAUUGAAGGCCGUACCCCUCUGGUGCAUGCUGUACUGGAUGCAGGACAGAACUUGGUGAGAGGCAGGCACUUUGCAUCACAGGAGAUCAGCGGGAGACUGGCUGAGCUAAGGGAGCUCUUUGACACUUUAAAGAAAGAGUCUGCAGUUAGGGGCCGACUCCUACAAGAAGCACUGAAAAUCCAGACCUUUCUUUCAGAGAUUUCUGAGCUGGAGCUGUGGAUGGAUGAACUGAUUCCUGUGCUUGAGUCCAGAGACUAUGGUAAAAGUGAGGAGGCCACAGGGACACUACUUAGGAAGCUGGACACAGUAGACCUAGAGUUGGAAAACCACCUUGGAAAAGUGGAGUCAUUGCAAAAGACCGGAGUUGAACUGGAGAAGUCUGGCCAUCCCAACAGCCACUUAGUCAACAAAUGUGUCACAGACUUAGGAAAAAGAUUUACGUCUCUGCUGCAGCUGUCUGCUGAGCGCCGUGCAUUGCUGGAGGACCAGUACAAUCUUUAUGUUUUUGAGAGGGAGGCCAGAGACCUGCAGAGCUGGCUUCUCUCUCGCAAGACCCUUGCUGAGUCAGAUGAAUACGGACAAGAUCUGGAUGAUGUGGAGGCACUGCAGAAAAAAUUUGAGGAUUUUGCAGGUGAGGUCAACAGUUUGGGUCAGAACAAACUCACUACAGUCCAAAAGCUGAAAGAAAAGGUGAAAUCCUCAGAAGUUCAUCAAAGAGAGAAGGCACUACUGAAUUUAUGGGAGGACCUAAACAAAGCUGUGAAAACACGAGCAGAGAAUCUGAGAUCAGCUCGUGAGGUUCACCAGUUUGACCAUGACUUGGAUGAGCUGAGGAGCUGGAUAAGUGAGAAGGAGGUGGUGUUGGACUCAGAGGAGCAGGAGCAUGACCUGCUAAGUGUCCAGGCUCUGAUUCGACAGCAUGAAGGCCUUGAGAGAGAUUUGGCUGUAAUAGAGAAGGACGUGCAGCGCCGACAGGAAGAGGGUAGGGCUCUGGUCGGACGGUCUCCCCAGGUGAGGGUGAGUGUGUCUGAUACCCUGCAAGAUGUGGAGGAAAGCUGGGCAAGUCUCCUAGAGAAGGCCAGCCAUCGUAAACACAGGCUGCGGCAGGCUGAGGCUGUCCAGAGAUAUCUUACAGACUGGAGAGAGCUCAUGGCAUGGCUCAAAGAGUCGUUGUCUCUGGUGACAGGGGAGGGACUUAGAGGUGAGGUCAAAGACCUGAGACAGCUAAUCAAAAGGCACGAGGAGUGUCAUACCCAGAUUGACCGGCAGCUUGUUAAGUCAGAGACGGUGAAAAAUGAAGGGAGACAUCUAAUACACGAAGGAAACUUCAUGAGUCAAGAGUUGGAAGAUCGUCUAGCAGAGCUUCAGGAGCUAGAGGUGCAGGUUCUGCAGGGCUGGGCCGAGAGGAGAGAUAUGUAUCAGGAGGAGUUGGAGCUGCAGCAGCUUCAGAGAGAGCUAGAGCAAGCUGAACACUGGUUGAAUACCUAUGAGACUGCACUCAGUGCAGAGGACUAUGGGGACUCUGUUUCAGAUGUUCUGGAGCUGAUGAAGAAACAGGAGGAUCUGGAAGCCAUGAUUCAAGCUCAGAGUGAACGAUUUAACACCUUACAUAAGAAAAAAACACAGAGAGAGCAGAGGAUGCAAGAUACUUACGGAGGUGACACUAGCUCCAGGAAAAAGCCUGUCCGUGUGACUUCUCUUAAGAGAAAGCCAUCAGAUCAUCCUGUUUCAGCCUCUCGACCUUCAGUAGCCAACUCCAUCCUGAGAAGGAACAGCAGUGGCAGAAGCGAUGGUUCAUCUUCGACCUCCCACUUUUCCACAAAGUCUUCAAUCUUGAAGAGAAACAGCAGUGGCAAGGGUGAUGAUUCCUCUGUGGUUCCUCGAGUGGCGUCUGUGUUCAGGAGGAGCACCAGUACUAACGAUACCAUGACCAAGAUUCCCACUGCAUCCUCUCACUUUUCUGAAAGACAAAACUCGGUAGAAAAUCCCUUGCCAUCAGUUACUGCCAGUUCUGUUUACAAAUCCCACAAAAGCCCCAACUCAAAACAAUCCAACCAGACUUCCAUGCUUGAAGAUGAAGUCGAUGCCCCUGGACAAACAGAUAUAGCCUACAAACCUUCCUCGCCUGACACUUUUAAGCCAAGGAUCAUCCCCAGGAAGGUCAAAUCACCAAGUCCAAAGGAGGAGAUUGAGGAAGAACUGCCAACAUCCAUAUCUCCUGAACCAUCUUCUGUAGUCACCCCUGAGACAGCUGAAGCUACCAUUACUACUUCUCCAGUGAGUGACCCUCCUCUACCACCAUCUCCUCCCCCAUCUCCAUCCACUCAGAGUAAAUUAACGGAGGAAACUGAGGAAUUGAUUGAAGAAUCUUCUACUGAUCCUCCAGUAUCAACUGCUGUAGCUACCAAGGUGAGAGCAGAUUUUGUCAGAAUGGAGGGAGCACUGGAGAUUAAACUGAAACAAGGAGGAAUUACAGGUGUGGAUCACUGGGAGGCUGUUUAUGCACAACUGGAAGAAGAAACACUGAAUCUGUUUAAAGACCAGGAUGCUGCCUCUGAGAGUUGCACUCGGUGGCCCCCUAUUGCUAUGGUUGGAGCAAUUUGUAAAGAUAACCCAUACUACAGGAGAAAAAACUACACUUUCAAACUUGUACUUAAUGAUGGCAGUCACUACCUGUUUGCUGCCUCCACUCAAGAGGAACAGCAGCAGUGGGUGGAGGAGCUACAGAGCUGCACUGGUCAAAGAAGCUCAUCAGUGAAUACUGGCGCUGAAGCAAAGGAAGAGGCAGAAGAGCAGCGGGACUCAAAGUCGGUUGACACAUCUUACACUCAAGCCUCCACCAGAGAGCCAGUCCUGAAACAGGAUUCUACAGAGAGUUUGGAAAUAGAGAGGGGGCCACCUCCCAAACCGCCACACACAUACUACAAUAUGCACCGCUACCCAGAUGGAGGAGAGGGCAGAGACUCAGGUGACAUCAAUAGAUCUUCUGGAUCUUCUGUUGUCAGUUCCCACACCUUUGUUCAGAGAAAUAAAGGGUCUUUGAGAGGUCUGCAGAGGAGCAAGCCUCCCUCCCUCCCCUCAACCCUUCCCCCGUUGAACCAACAGGAGAGUGGAAACAAAGAAAAGACCAAAAACAAGAAUGUCUUCAAGAAAUUGUUCAAAAUAUAAUCCAUGCAGUGCUGCACAAAUCUCUACCUGGGAUGAACACUCUGUGAUUGCUAAGCUUCAAACGUUACUUAGAAAUCCUUACAGUCUGAAACAGGAUCAGCAUAUACAGUAUGAAAUCAUUAGUUUGAAUCAUGAGCAUUUAGUCUGUUUCAUGGCAUAUGAAUUUUAAGCAUUCUUGCACAUUUUGCAUACUGGCUCAAAAUACAUAUAUUUAAAUUUUUAUGUAGUGCACUGAUGAAGCCUGUGAUAUAAUCAUUCACUGUAUUUCCUCAUUAAAUAUUAAUUAAAUAAUA
This is a messenger RNA of Pygocentrus nattereri (red-bellied piranha), 12682 nucleotides long. RefSeq names its product spectrin, beta, non-erythrocytic 5 (gene sptbn5). Lineage: Eukaryota; Metazoa; Chordata; Actinopteri; Characiformes; Serrasalmidae. The transcript has 71 exons. Gene Ontology annotation, biological process: actin cytoskeleton organization. Bases 126 to 12389 code for a protein of 4087 amino acids. The record is from RefSeq and is a predicted model, not a curated record. Gene Ontology annotation, cellular component: plasma membrane; cell junction; cell projection. Gene Ontology annotation, molecular function: actin filament binding.